This is a messenger RNA of Knipowitschia caucasica, 798 nucleotides long. NCBI's taxonomy places the organism in Eukaryota, Metazoa, Chordata, Actinopteri, Gobiiformes, Gobiidae. The record is from the annotation of a GenBank genome assembly.
AUGGAGGAGGUGAUGGAGGAGGUGAUGGAGGAGCUGAUGGAGGAGGUGAUGGAGGAGGUGGUGGAGGAGGUGAGGAGGAGCCUCACCACGACCACCGACAAAUACCCCCGCGGAUCCAUAGAAGAUGACUUCAACUACGGGACUAACGUGUCCACGGCCUCGGUCCAGGUCCGGAUGGACUUCCUGCGUAAAGUGUACAGCCUCCUGAGUUUGCAGCUGCUCCUGACCACAGCCACAUCUGCCCUGUUCCUGCUCUGUGCCCCACUGAAGGAGUAUGUACACAACAGUCCCGCUGUGGUCCUGGUCUCGGCUCUGGGCUCGCUGGUCCUGCUCCUGGUUCUGUUCAUCUACCGGCACCAGCACCCAGUGAACCUGUACCUGCUGCUGACGUUUACGCUGCUGGAAGCUGUCUCUGUGGCCACGACUGUGACCUUCUAUGAUUACUCCACGGUGCUGCAGGCGCUGGUUCUGACCUGUGCCGUGUUCGCUGGACUCACCGCCUUCACCUUUCAGUCCAAGAGGGACUUCAGCAAACUGGGCGCAGGACUCUUCGCUGGCCUCCUCAUCCUCCUCAUCGCAGGCUUCUCCAGACUGUGGUUCCAGUGGGACUCCUCAGACCUCCUCUUCUCCUCCUUGGGAGCCUUCCUGUUCUGUGGCUUCAUAGUCUUCGACACCUUCUCUCUGAUGAAGACGCUGUCUCCAGAGGAGCACGUUUUAGCCUCAAUCAACCUGUACCUGGACCUCCUCAACCUCUUCAUGCACCUCCUCCGCCUCCUGGAGGCGCUCAAGAGGCACUGA